Lottia gigantea (owl limpet) is the source of this 219-nucleotide messenger RNA. RefSeq lists its product as hypothetical. Gene Ontology annotation, biological process: regulation of DNA-templated transcription. The record is from RefSeq and is a predicted model, not a curated record. Gene Ontology annotation, molecular function: DNA-binding transcription factor activity; sequence-specific DNA binding. The coding region runs from base 1 to 219 and encodes 72 amino acids. NCBI's taxonomy places the organism in Eukaryota, Metazoa, Mollusca, Gastropoda, Lottiidae. The transcript has a single exon.
AUGAAGAGCUAUAAACGACAUGAUAAACCACCCUACAGUUAUCUGGGCAUGGUAGCUUUAAUCAUUCAAUGCUCACCAGGUCGUCAACAGUCUCUUGCUGGUAUCAUCGAUACAUUGACGGACAUGUUUCCUUUCUUCCAAGGUGAAUAUAAGGGCUGGAAAGAUUCGGUGCGACAUAAUAUGACCAAUUCUGAUUGCUUCUACAAGGUAACGUCAUAA